AAGCAAGUUUUGAAAAUGGCGUUGGCACCACUCUUUUUCAUUGGCUUUGUAAAGUGUGGAAUGAACAUUCGACCAAAGAAGACCAACGCUUCUGCUUCUGCUUCAGCUUCCAAAUUGCUGGCGAUGGCGAAGAAGCGAAGUUCCAAAGCCACCCUUCUCUUGAUCUUCAUCUCUUCCAUCAUUUUCUUCGCCUUCGUUCCUGUUUUCGCUCCUCUUCCUUCUCUCCCUUCACACCACCAUACCCAUCAUUCUCAUCGCAACAGAGUCAACGGAAAGUUUGAGAUUGCCAGUGAUAUGUUCUGGAAAGAUGGUGAACCUUUUCGGAUCAUUGGUGGUGAUUUGCAUUAUUUUCGUGUGCAUCCAGAGUACUGGGAAGAUAGACUAUUAAAAGCUAAGGCAUUGGGCUUGAACACAAUUCAAGUAUAUGUUCCUUGGAAUCUGCAUGAACCAACACAAGGAAAGCUUGUUUUUGAUGGUGUAGCAAACAUUGAGUCGUUCCUUAACCUUUGUCACAAACUUGGUCUCCUUGUGAUGGUUAGACCCGGACCGUACAUAUGUGCAGAGUGGGAUUGGGGCGGUUUCCCAGCUUGGUUCCUUUCCAUGAACCCAUCCCCCAAACCAAGAUCAUCUGAUCCUAAUUUUCUUCAACUGGUUGAAAGAUGGUGGGGUAACCUGCUUCCAAAAUUUGUUCCUCUCCUGUACCAAAAUGGAGGCCCUAUAAUAAUGGUUCAGAUUGAAAAUGAGUUUGGUUCUUAUGGAGAUGACCAAGCAUAUCUCCAUCACCUGGUCACACUGGCUAGAGGUCAUCUUGGGCAUGACAUAAUUUUAUACACUACAGAUGGAGGGUCCAGAGAAAAUCUUGAGAAAGGAACUAUUCGUGGGGACACUGUUUUUUCAGCUGUUGAUUUCACUACGGGUGAUAACCCUUGGCCUAUAUUCAAGUUACAAAAGGAGUUCAAUGCCCCAGGAAAAUCACCACCAUUGUCAGCCGAAUUUUACACUGGUUGGCUUACACAUUGGGGAGAGAAAAUUGCUCAGACUGAUGCUGAUUCUACGGCAGCUGCUCUUGAAGAAAUUUUGCGAAAAAAUGGUUCUGCAGUCCUAUAUAUGGUCCAUGGUGGGACAAACUUUGGAUUUUAUAAUGGAGCAAAUACUGGUGGUGUAGACGAGGAUGACUACCAGCCUGAUCUCACUUCAUAUGAUUAUGAUGCACCGAUCAGGGAAUCUGGUGAUGUUGACGAUUCAAAAUUCAAUGCUAUUCGGAAGGUUAUAGCCCGAUACAGCUCAGCAGCUCUGCCAUCUCUUCCUGCUAGUAAUGAGAAGACAAGUUAUGGACCAAUUCACUUACAAAGAAAAUUGUUCUUAUUUGAUAUGUUCGAUUUCACCAAUUCCACCAGUGCAUUUGAAUCUGAAAAUCCAAUGUCAAUGGAGGAUGUGGGCCAGUUGUUUGGCUUCUUAUUGUAUGCCACUAAAUAUAGAGCAAAGAGGGGUGGAAGAAUUUUGUUCAUACCAAAGUUGCAUGACAGAGCUCAAGUAUUUAUCUCUUGCCCAUCCAAAGAAAGUGGUUCACGGCCAACUUAUGUUGGAUCUGUUGAAAGAAAAAGAUAUUCAAAUUACAAACUUAGCCUUCCUGAACUUAAAUGCCAUUCUAAAAUCAACUUAUUUAUUCUGGUUGAAAACAUGGGUCGUGUAAAUUACGGGCCUUUCAUCUUUGAUAGGAAGGGCAUUUUGUCUUCUGUCUAUCUGGACGGGGAAAUAGUACAAGGGUGGAAAAUGUUCCCUGUUCCUUUGCACAACCUAAAUGAAGUGCCUUCUUACAACCCCAUCAUCCAAUCUUCAUAUUCUGCAUUGAAGGAAAUAUCAGCAUCCAGAAAAAGGUUGAUAUAUAAAUCUGAGAAUACUUCAAGAGAACCUGCUUUUUAUUCUGGCCGGUUCUUUAUUGAUAAAUCAAGCCAAGUCAAGGAUACAUUCAUAUCAUUCAACAAUUGGGGGAAAGGCAUUGCUUUUGUUAAUGACUUCAAUAUAGGGAGAUACUGGCCGGUGAGAGGACCACAGUGCAAUCUCUACGUUCCUGCUCCAAUCCUUAAGCAAGGAGAUAAUUUUUUGGUAAUACUCGAGUUGGAAUCUCCAGACCCCAAACUUGUGGUGCAGACAGUUGAUGAGCCAAACUUCACAUGUGGCUCUAGUGAGGUAAAUGUUCAUUAGAUGUAAUAUAUUGUCAUAAAAAUAUGGUUAACCUUUGCAAAUGUAUUGAGAGAAGCUGGAGGUUUGGUUGAUAUGUAUGGCAAUUGUUUCGAACA
Lotus japonicus is the source of this 2300-nucleotide messenger RNA. Its product is annotated as beta-galactosidase 17. Gene Ontology annotation, biological process: carbohydrate metabolic process. Bases 16 to 2205 code for a protein of 729 amino acids. The record is from RefSeq and is a predicted model, not a curated record. Gene Ontology annotation, molecular function: beta-galactosidase activity. The transcript is spliced from 20 exons. NCBI's taxonomy places the organism in Eukaryota, Viridiplantae, Streptophyta, Magnoliopsida, Fabales, Fabaceae. Gene Ontology annotation, cellular component: vacuole.